Molecule: messenger RNA, 3719 nt
Organism: Vespula vulgaris
Lineage: Eukaryota; Metazoa; Arthropoda; Insecta; Hymenoptera; Vespidae
Product: stAR-related lipid transfer protein 7, mitochondrial-like
Exons: 6
Coding region: 407-1873 (488 amino acids)
Molecular function (GO): lipid binding
Source: RefSeq, a predicted model, not a curated record
UAUCAACAUCUACUUAUCGGUAUCAUCGGUAUCGUUGGUAACGUUAAUAAUGUCGGUAACACGUCGAGUACGUCGGUAAUACAGAGCGUCGUUCUUAAAUAAUCGAGUAUGUUACGACUGAGGUUGUGCUACAAUCAACUUAUUGAGAUUAUCUAUAGCUAUAUUGAAUCACUAAAAGUUACAAUUGGCUAUUUAACGGAGCAUGUAGAUAGAAGAUGUAAUAAAACACGUUUAUUUCAUUCGUUAAAUGUUUAAAGUAUUCGAAAAAGAAUAUAUAGUGAUAUCUUCUAUCCCGCGCACGCGAAGUGAAGAUUUCGAAACGAUUUUGGCUCGGUAACAAAAAAGAAACAUGCCACGGUACUAAUACGAAGUUAAUAAACGAGAGCGCAGCGUAAUAAUCAAAAGGAUGUAUUCGUGGCAACUAUUCAAUCUCAUGUUAAAGCGGGUUAAUUUUAAAUAUACUAAUAGCAACGUCAACUUGUCCUCAUUUUCUAGACGCUUUAAUACUCGCAUUAAAUUUGGAGGUUAUCGUAAAAGGAUAGAUUUGUGGUUUAAAGAGCAGAGCACACAGGUAGCGAAAGCAUGCACCAGGCAAUGCGAAUUUAUAGUAGCACAACGUAUUAGACGAAGUAUUCAAAUAUUUCAUCUCUAUACGAAAAUAUGGGACGAAGUGGUUCUUAAAGAAAUUAUUAAAUCAUGGAGAACGCGAGUUAUAAGAAAUUCUCGAAAAUUUUUAGUUGGUACUGUCGGAGUGAGUGUGUAUAAUUGGGACCUUGAAAGAAUAUCCGACGAGGAGGUCAAUAGUUAUAGGCAAGAAAUAGAGAGUAUCUACAAAUUGAGAGAUUCUACUGUUAUAUGUUCAAAAUGUCACCUGCGAAUUGUAAUUGACAAUGGUAGCAAACAACCUGGAAUAGAAUAUUGUAAAUGUGAUGGUGUCAAAAUAAAUACAAAUAAAGAUCCAAACGGAUGGCAACCAUAUAUAGAACGUCAAGAUAUGUUGAUUUGGAGAAAAGAGGAAGAAGAUACAGGUUUAUUUGCAUAUAAAGUAUAUGGAUCAUUCUCAGACGUCACAGCUGAAGAUUUUUUACAAGUACAAAUUGAUAUAGACUAUAGGAAACAAUGGGAUAUAACUGCUCAUGAAUUACAAAUUAUUGAUACUGAUCCACAGUGUACAAAAUCUAAGAAUCAUAGUACUGAUAUUAUAUACUGGGAAAUGAUUUGGCCUAAACUGUUCGCUAAUCGAGAUUAUGUAUAUCAACGUAAAUGGGUUAUAGACAAAGAUAAAAGGGUAGUAAUUAUUGUUAGUAAAGGAACUAAUCAUCCAAAUGCACCUAUUAAACCUGGAAUUCACAGAGUAAGAACAUACUGGUCAUACAUGGUGAUUAAACCUUACAAGGAUUUUCAUCAGCCUGGUAUCGAGUUUAGCUUAACUUACUUUGAUGAUCCUGGUAUCAGAGUGCCAUCAGCUAUCACUGCAUGGGUAGCAGUUGCAGGGUUGUCAGAUUUUUUAACUCGUAUGAGACAAGCAUCGAAAGAUUACAAAAAAUAUAAAAUGAACCAAAACAAUGUGACAUCCAAUAAUUAUAGUGUAAUGGAUCAAGAUAAUCUUACUGAAUAUGAAAAUUUGCAUGAAGGUUUGAUUAGAACAGAAGAAGAUAAAAAUUUAAGAGGACAUGAGAUUAUAAAAGAAGAUAAUUCAGAAUAUGAUGAAGUUAUUCAACCAUUAGAAUUUAUGCAAUCUGUGAAUGAAAAAAGUGAUACAGAAGAAAGUAAUAUAGAAGAAAACGAAGACAAAGAAAAUGUUGCUAAUCCAAUAUCUCAAGAUAAAGGAGGUUUAUUAAACUACUUUUUUCUAAGUAGAUUAUUUGCAUGACAAGGAAUUGUAGUCUUUAUUUUAAUACAAAUAAUUUGGAAUAUUGAAGCCUUUUUCAUGAUUUUACAUGAAAAUAACUUUAAUUUCAAUCUCAAUUUAAUUACAAAUGUUGAUCUAUUUUAUUAAUACAAUAAAAAAAUAAUACGUGUUUUUUUAUUUUUGAUUAUAUUCAAAAAAUUUCAAGAAUAUUAUAGAAAUAUAUAUUUACAGCAUUCAAAUUACUUUUCGAAAUUAUUUAUUAUUGCAUUAUAUCUUUAGAAUGCAAAAAAGAAAUAAAUUUGGUAGGCAGGUUUCACGACUCUGUCAUUGAAAAUCUAUACUAUUUUAUCAGUGUAUGAUUCAUGCAUUUACUGCAAUUGUACAAAUCAAUAUAGUUAAUGAUCAAUAAUACAUCGUAUUUAUGUAUGAUACUGAAGUAUGCUAUGAAAGCAAGAAAAACAAGAAAUAUUAAAUAGAACAAAUCUAUUAUUUUGUAUCUAAUUGAAUCAUCUAAUAUCAGCAUAUAUAGUUUUCAUUUACUUUAAUAAAUUAUUUUAUCUGAACAGUUAUAUACUGUUCAGUAUUUUAAUUACAUAAUUUCUUUUAAUAAAAUUCCCUUUAUCUAUGUUUAUUAACACAACCAUUGCUUUUACAUCAAUUUCUUAUUAUGUAUAAAUUCACUCCCAUUGUAAUUGUAUCCAUUGGCUACCAUUGCAUAAUUUCCAUUUACUUAUUUUUUGAUUUAUACAGAGACAAAAAAAUAUAAAAGACCAAAUGAUAUCAUAUAGUAAUAUUAUUAUAUUAUUAUUUGCUAAUACUUUAGUAAUAUUACAAUGAAAGGUAUUAGUAUAAAAAUAAAAUCAUAUAUUAGAGAAAAUUAAACAUUUUUAUACUCAUAUACAAUAAAAAAAUGUGAAAAAUAUAAUAUAUUUUUAUUCGUUAAUUACAUGUUUGUUACUUCAGUUAAACAGUCAUCAUAAAAAUAUAUUUCUUCUGCUAAUAUAGCACAAGAAAUAAAUACUUCAUCUUCUGAAUCCAAUUGGAAAUUGAUUUCUUCAGGAAGCUUUUUAGGACUAGAUAUGAAAUCAGAGCAAUUUUCAUCAUGACAUUUCUGAUAUAUAACUUGUUUAGUUAAGUCAACAAUCCAAUAGAUAUUAUUACUUUUGUGCCAUCUACCUAUAUUUUCACAAUACCUAUGUAAUAUUUCAAACGAAAUAUUUUAUAUAAGUUUGUAAUCAUUAAUUUGUAAUAGAAAUUAUUAAUAAGUAAUUUAUUUUACUUAGAGUGUGUUUUAUUAUUAUCAUCCAGCAUUUAUCUUCAUAGCUUUAAAAAUAUGAAAAAAAGCAUGAAGAAAAAACUGAAAAAUUACUCGUAAAUAAUUCCUUAAUAAUAAUAAUAAAAUACACACUCUAUAUAAGACAAUAUUAUGAAUUAUAAAUAUAAGUAUCAAUACCUGUAACCAACGAUUUCAUAUAUCAAUGUUCUUAAUCGUUCGUUAUAUCUACAUAGACGUAUUUUUCCUGGUUUAAUAAUAUUUGAUAUAUAUUUAUCAAUUUCAGGAUACUGUGAUGAUGUAUUAUGACUUGUUAUGUUCAUUUGUUGCCUUUGUUCUUUGUUAGAGUGUCUUAUAACCUGUGCUUCGUCAUUAGCAAACUCAAGUAAAACUAGAUCUUUUUUUCUUGGAAAAUAAGCUACCAAAGAAUUAAUAAAAAAUUCUAACUCUUGUUCUUUGUACAUAUUUGGUAAUAUGUACUUAGAAUCAGAUGAAAUUUCUAAAUAAGACUGUUUACCCCAUUUGGUAGAUUUAUAUAUUCUGAAAUGUCUAUUUUUUGUAUAAACUCCAACAUCAAUAAACAAUUUUCUUUCA